UAUAUUAUUUAAAAAAAAAGAAUUAUCCUCUUGUAACUGUCCGCAACCGCAAACGCUAGUUGUAACCAAUUUUUGAAUUUAUGAGGUUUAGAACGGUUUGAUGCGGUUUAAAGCAGUUUGAGUGAUUGUUUCAAAACGCCAACAACCACUACCAACCGUCAAAGUUGUGUUUGCGGAUGGUAGCGGAGAAACCAGUCAUACCUUAAAAACAAAGGAAUGCCAAACAUUUUUACAAAUUUCAUUUGAUCUUGGGAAAUCCCUCGGUGCAUUUCUCGGCUCAAGAUUCAGUAAUCUACUAGAAAAACCUUGAGUAAAAGUAUCAAGGUAUCCCUAGCUACAAUUCUCUGGCUAACUUUCUUCUUAAGUAGUGAUGUCUUUAUUUAUAUGGUCACUGCAUAAAUAUUCAUGUGAUUAUUACUCUAUUAUAAAAAAAAUGGGACUCAAACUCGACCCAUCCACCACGUGAAACCUCAUGUUCAAAUUGUAGUUUUAUAGUAUACUCGGUUUUUUUUUUGUCCCACCGUUUUAGUCAAUAGCAACCUAAAUAAUGCAUGUAUAGAGGCUCCCACUACCAUAAUUGACAUUGACAUGGUUUAGUAACUUCAUUCUCCAACGACCAACAUCAAUUCCACGAGGCAAUUUGGCAGGUGCGUCGUACCAAUAUUUUCUGAAUAAGUAUAUUCUUUGAACUGUCUAAGUAAAGUAUAUUCCCCCGGAUAUAAGAUCAUUCGACCAAAAUAUAUUCCACAUACGUUGCAUAUAUUUCGAAUUCACACAUAUUAACUAUACGAAUUUACUACAUUUAUAAGUUGUUUUCAUCUUAUCUAUUCAUUCUAAGAGUCCACACCGUAAACAAAAGUUAAUCGAUUUACAUAAAACAUUUUUCUAUAUUUAUAAAAUAUUUUUUUUUUAAGGAGACUUACUCUCGUUCCCCAGAAAAGAUAUAUACAGUUGAUAAUGAACGUGACAGAGGCAUAUCAAUCUACCUACUAAAAAUGAUAUAUACUCACAAUAACGUAUCUUAAUGUGGUUAGCACAAUAAGGAAACAAUUCGAACAAAAAUGAAGAGAUUAGCAUGGUCGUAAUUGUUUUUUUGCUGUCAAAAAAAAAAUGUGGUUAGUACAAUAAGGAAACAAUUCGAACAAAAAUGAAGUGAUUAGCAUGGUCGUCCGCAAGAACCAAAGGCAUAAGACCCAAAAAGUUUUACAUACAAUGUUUCACAAAAAAACCCAUCUAUCCGUAGAAAAUACUGUUCUGUAGGAUUUGUUUUAAUGCAUAAAUAACACGAGGAUUUUUGGCAGGUGACCGACAAAAUGAUUAAAAAGUAUGAAUUUAUUAUAAUAAUAAUAUUAUUAUAGAAUUAUUAUUAUUUUGGAUGUUAGCCCUACAAAGCUCAGUAUGGUAAUGACAUUCAUCACUAGAUAGACCAAAUCGGUCUAACUGACCAAUGUCUUCCACAUAGAACUGGACAAAAUAUCUGUAAAUUUAAUUCGAUCCAUUAUUUAUUUUGAUUCAAACCUAAAAUCUGGAUAUCCAUAACUUUAAAAGCAAUCAAAUACCAAUAUGAAAUAUUCAAUCAAAUCAUAAAUACUAAUAUUUUUAUAAACAAAUAUCCGAUGUGUUAUAUGCACAUAUAUACAUAUAUUUAAAAAUUAUAUAUCUAACUUAUAUGAAUAUUUUAUUUUAUAUAAGUUUACACUAUUUUUAUCCAUUAAAUUUAAUAUAUUAGUUAUAGAAUUUUUUAAGUAAAUAUCUAUAUUUUGUAAUAAGAUAUUAUUAUUUUAUAUUAUUUUUAAAUGUUAUUUUAUUUGUGCAAAUCAAAUCGGAUAUUCGGUUAAAAAUCAAAAAUUUUACGGAUAUCUAAAACACAAAUUAUCCGAGUUAGUACGGAUUGAAUCGGAUGGGGAUUACCUUCAAAAACCCGAAUGCUCGAUCCGUAUCCACCCCUACUUCCACACUGCUCCCUCCUCGCCAUAUAAGGGGUGUUACUGUCAUUUCACAUGUACCUACCUAAGUUGAUGCGACAUUAUAAAUAACAAGGUGAAAGAAAGAUCCAUGGAAAAACAAUUAGCACAGUUACAACACUUUGUCUUCUUCUUUUCUAUCCUUACAAUGGAUACUAUAGCAUCAAACUCUUCGGAUCUCACGACCAAGCCUAGUCCCCAAACAUCUCCGUUUAGCAACAUGUAUUUCCUCACAACACUUCAAGCUCUUGUAGUCAUUUCUCUCUUAAUGAUAAUCAAGAAAAUAAAGUCAUCUUCACAUAACAAGAAGCUGCACCCUCUACCACCGGGUCCCAGCGGGUUUCCGAUCGUAGGGAUGCUUCCAGCAAUGCUUAAAAACCGUCCGGUUUUCCGGUGGCUUCAUAGCCUCAUGAAAGAGCUUAACACCGAGAUAGCUUGUGUGCGUCUAGGAAACACUCACGUCAUUCCAGUCACAUGUCCUAAGAUAGCACGUGAGAUAUUCAAGCAACAAGACGCACUCUUUGCAUCAAGACCACUCACUUACGCUCAAAAGAUACUCUCCAACGGCUACAAAACAUGCGUGAUCACACCCUUCGGCGAACAAUUCAAGAAGAUGAGGAAAGUGAUCAUGACGGAGAUUGUUUGUCCGGCAAGGCACCGAUGGCUACAUGAUAAUAGAGCUGAAGAAACCGAUCAUCUAACCGCUUGGCUUUACAACAUGGUUAAAAACUCUGAACCGGUCGAUCUCCGCUUUGUUACAAGGCAUUACUGUGGAAAUGCUAUUAAGAGGCUUAUGUUCGGAACGAGGACGUUCUCGGAGAAAACCAAAACCGAUGGUGGCCCAACCAUGGAAGAUAUUGAGCAUAUGGAAGCUAUGUUUGAGGGGUUAGGGUUUACGUUUGCGUUUUGUGUAUCGGACUAUCUACCCAUGCUUACGGGAUUGGAUCUAAACGGACAUGAGAAGAUCAUGAGAGAAGCUAGUGCGAUUAUGGAUAAAUAUCAUGAUCCUAUUAUUGAUGAGAGGAUGAAAAUGUGGAGAGAAGGAAAGAGAACUCAGAUUGAAGAUUUUCUAGAUAUUUUCAUCUCUAUCAAGGACGCAGAUGGCCACCCUUUGCUUACCGCUGAUGAAAUCAAACCAACCAUUAAGGAACUUGUAAUGGCUGCUCCAGACAAUCCAUCGAACGCCGCGGAAUGGGCCAUGGCGGAGAUGAUAAAUAAACCGGAGAUCCUCCAGAAAGCAAUGGAAGAGAUCGAAAGAGUCGUCGGCAAAGAAAGACUCGUCCAGGAAUCCGACAUACCUAAACUUAACUAUCUCAAAGCUAUUAUCCGUGAAACUUUCCGUCUUCAUCCCGUCGCCGCGUUUAACCUUCCACAUGUGGCACUUUCCGACACAACCGUCGCUGGUUACCAUAUCCCUAAAGGAAGUCAAGUUUUACUUAGCCGUUACGGUCUUGGUCGUAACCCUAAGGUUUGGUCUGAUCCACUGAGCUUUAAACCGGAGAGACAUCUCAAUGAGUGUUUGGAAGUGACUUUAACCGAGAACGAUCUCCGGUUUAUCUCGUUUAGUACCGGAAAGAGAGGAUGUGCUGCUCCUGCGUUAGGUACGGCCAUAACUGUCAUGAUGCUCGCUAGGCUUUUGCAAGGGUUUAAGUGGAAACUAGCUGGAGGUGAGACACGUGUCGAGUUGAUGGAAUCGAGCCAUGAUAUGUUUCUUGCGAAGCCUUUGGUUAUGGUCGGAGAAUUGAGGUUGUCGGAGGAACUGUACCCGAUGGUAAACUGAGGCGACAGUGAUGUACGGCCAGGAUAUAAAUAUGUAUACUAUGAAUAAUUAUAUUUAUCUAAGUGUAUAAUCUAAAGUUUGGUCAAUCAUUAACCAAACUUUGUUCGGUUUUGGUCCUUUUUGGAAACACUUGAAGUGUGUUUCCUCUUUUUUUUUUUUUCUUUCUCUAUAUAUUUUCAAAAAUUAUUGGUGUUACGCUGAUAAUUAAUAAGUAGGUAUUACCUCACAUUUGAGUAUCUAUUUCUCUUGGUUUGUAUCCACAUCGAUGUGUAGCCACGCAUAACUCAAUAUUCUAGGUAGCUGGCAACUAUUUCUCCAUUCCAAAAUGUAUUUUGUACUU
Brassica rapa (field mustard) is the source of this 4084-nucleotide messenger RNA. RefSeq names its product tryptophan N-monooxygenase 2. NCBI's taxonomy places the organism in Eukaryota, Viridiplantae, Streptophyta, Magnoliopsida, Brassicales, Brassicaceae. The record is from RefSeq and is a predicted model, not a curated record. Gene Ontology annotation, molecular function: oxidoreductase activity, acting on paired donors, with incorporation or reduction of molecular oxygen; iron ion binding; heme binding.